AUGUCUCAAGAGCGAAGGGAAGAUAGAUUGAAACUAUCACAGACAGAGUCUCUACUUUCUUCCACCUCUUCCACCCGGCACAACUUUCAGUCAGAAGACCAAAGCGCAAAUACAUCCUCGCGAUCUUCCCUGACCCCCCAAGUUGAGCCGCAUCCCGACCCAACAGGGCUGCCUUUCGUCGAAUCUGACGCAAGCAGAAUCGACGAGCCGAAACUCCGAGAAUCACUCUCGAUAUGGAAGCUCUUGUACAAAGUAUUCAUUUGGGAGAUGCUCGCCAUGAUCCUCUCUACCAUAUUGCUAAUCGCAAUCGUCGCGGUCUUGGCCAACUACAGCCCCCAACCCCAACCGGUCUGGAAAUUAGUAUCGCUAAAUUCGGUCAUCUCCUGGCUGAGCACCAUCGCCAAAGCCUGUGUCCUGUUUUCCGUCAGCGAGGGACUGGAACAGCUGAAAUGGGUCUGGUACACGCAAAAGUCGCGACCGAUAUCUGAGCUCCAGACGUUUGAUUCAACCAGUCGUGAAAUUUGUGGCAGUGCUGAACUGAUUUGGAAUCUACGCGCGAGGUAUGCUCCCUCUAUUCUUCUGAUUUUAUGA
Messenger RNA from Penicillium argentinense, 591 nucleotides. RefSeq names its product DUF3176 domain-containing protein. NCBI's taxonomy places the organism in Eukaryota, Fungi, Ascomycota, Eurotiomycetes, Eurotiales, Aspergillaceae. The transcript has a single exon. The record is from RefSeq and is a predicted model, not a curated record. Bases 1 to 591 code for a protein of 196 amino acids.